Fraxinus pennsylvanica is the source of this 615-nucleotide messenger RNA. The record is from the annotation of a GenBank genome assembly. NCBI's taxonomy places the organism in Eukaryota, Viridiplantae, Streptophyta, Magnoliopsida, Lamiales, Oleaceae.
AUGUUGCCGAUUGCUUGCAAACAAGUGAUGCUAAAUUCCCUGCAAAAAGAAAAAGAAAAAGAAAAUGCCUUAGCUUGCUUGCUGCCUAGUACAAAAGAAAAUGCUUCUUGUCCCACGCUCCUUAGAUUUCGUAAAAUCAAUCCCAGGACCGAAAUCACAAACAUAUCUGCCCGAGACAACAUGGACCAAAAUGCUCUCCCACUACACCACAACCACAACAUAUCUUCCACUCAUCCACCGCCACCGCCACCGCACCACUACCACAAGCCACCUUUCUUGCACUUGUACUGGGGCAAAGACGCCGAAAUCCUCUUCUCUGGUUGGCCCGACAAUCAUUCUGGCAUGUAUGCAUUGGCUCUAGUAUUUGUUUUUGUUCUGGCUGUUUUGGUUGAAUUUCUGUCAAACCUUAAUCUUGUCAAACCUGGGUCAAACCGGGUCGCGAGGGUUUUUUUCCAGACUGGGUUCCAUGGAAUUCGAGCCGGGUUUGCAUAUAUGGUGGUGUUGGCUGUGAUGUCUUUCAAUGGUGGCGUUUUCAUUGCAGCUGUUUUGGGCCAUGCAAUCGGGUAUCUGAUUUUCGGAAGUCGAAUCAGUAAGAAGGAAUCCGGUACAGCUUAA